Elaeis guineensis (African oil palm) is the source of this 1309-nucleotide messenger RNA. The record is from RefSeq and is a predicted model, not a curated record. Lineage: Eukaryota; Viridiplantae; Streptophyta; Magnoliopsida; Arecales; Arecaceae.
UCUCUCUCUCUCUGCCCAUAAUCCAAAACAGAAGUCUCUAUACUUCUUUAUUCUGGUCUUUUUGAAUGCUAGCUAGAGAAGAACAUGAGCUGGAUGGAGUCAUUGAUCUGAAGAAAGUUUUCUUUUGAAACUCCCUACACAUUAUACCCUGCCCAUAAUCCAAAACAGAAAUCUCUAUACUUCUUUAUUCUGGCCUUUUUGAAUGCUAGCUAUAGAAGAACAUGAGCUGGGAUGGAGUCAUUGAUCUGAAGAAAGUUUUCUUUUGAAACUCCCUACACAUUAUACCCAAGGCUUAUCAUCACCAUUUCCAUAGAGGUAUGCUUCCCCUGCUUUGAUAUAUGGGUUUUCUACUGGAAUUAUCAUUUGAUGGAUUGGAAAUUGGAAAAAGAUCUCUCUUUUUCAGCUUUUGAGCAGAAAUGGUUUAAUGAGUUUUAGUUUGACGUGUUCGGUAUUCUUAUCUGAGUCCUGAUGUCAUUGUUCAAAAGGACUGCCAUUUGAUUUAUAGCAGAAGGAAUGCUUCUCUGUUGUUAUUAGACCACUGCAUACCAUUUGGUCUAUUUCAAAAGACCAAAAAGAGCGACAGCUUUACCAUACUCCUUUUGAUGGUCAUUUCUAUCUUGCCUCACUUUCUUGUGUUAGAAGUUUUGUUUUGGCAGGAGAGCCUCCACUCCCAAUGGCAACCAAGAUGAAAGGGCUCUUCAAGGGAUUGAAAUAUAUCUCUCAGCUCUUUGUACAAAAGGAACAUGAGAUGGAAAUUGGAUACCCAACGGAUGUGAGACAUGUGGCACAUGUUGGUUGGGACAAUCCAUAUGGCAGUGCCCCUGCUUGGGUGAAGAUUGCAUUGCAUUGCAUGAUGGCUUGGACAAAUGCCUUGUUGAGUGAAUUCAAGACAUCAUCAGAUUAUUCAUCAGCCUCUCUUAGCAAUUUGGGGCAGUCCAGAGAGGUCUCUUGGGCUUCUCAAGAUUUUGAUCAGCCUAAAGAACUUCAACCACUUUCUGGGAUUUUUGCUGAUCAUCCUUGCCCAGAUAUACCAAAAGCUCCUAAAAGAACAAGGAGGAGAAAAGCUAAGGACUCAUCCCCAUCCUUAUCGUCGUGAUCGUCAAAGUCGAGCUUCAUAUACCACUGCAAUUGAAGACACCAGUGAAAAACAAAAUGAAUAUGAAAUGGUUUAGAGAUUUUUUGAUGUGUUUGUGUUAAAUUUCAUCUUCUUAGUUAGGAAGACAUUUGAUUCCUGUUCAGAAAUCUCAAUGUUUAGCUAAGAAAGAUAAAUGCAUACAUUUUCAUUUGUCAUUUUGAAAAGAAAAUUUCA